ACAGCAAAGAAAGAGGAAGUUGAAGUUUUCGGUUUCUAUUCUUUAUUAAAAACAAUGCAAAAUAAAGUUAAAAUACUCUCAAUGAUUAAUUGCUAGUUUACUAGUUAAUACUAUGGAAGAAUUCAUGCAUCGUGCUCUACAACUAGGUGGUGAAGCGUUACAAGCCCAAGAGGUACCGGUGGGGUGCGUUUUCGUGGUUGAUAAUAAAAUAAUUGCGGAAUCAAGAAACCGUGUAAAUGAAACUCGUAAUCCUACACGACACGCAGAAAUUAAUUGCAUUGACUUGGUUAUAGAGUAUUGUAAAAGUAAAAAUCUUCGACAUGAUUAUUUCCAAAACAUUACUGUGUAUGUGACUGUGGAACCCUGCAUAAUGUGUGCAGCAGCAUUGAAUAAUGUUGGUGUGAAGGAAGUGAUAUAUGGAUGUGCUAACGACCGAUUUGGCGGAAAGACAGUUUGUGAUGUUAGUAAAAUUUACAGUAAUAAUUACUCUUUAUCUGGAAACUUGCUUGCAGAUGAAGCUAUGGCUUUACUCAAACUAUUUUACAAAGGAACAAAUCCACUUGCACCAGAUCCUAAAUGUAAAAAAAUAUUGAAAGAAUAAUUAAAACAACAUUUACUAACUUUUAGUAUGUAUUCAUAAUUGUUUUAAUUAAAAUAUAACAGAACUGAA
Plutella xylostella (diamondback moth) is the source of this 670-nucleotide messenger RNA. Its product is annotated as tRNA-specific adenosine-34 deaminase catalytic subunit ADAT2. Gene Ontology annotation, molecular function: tRNA-specific adenosine-34 deaminase activity. The record is from RefSeq and is a predicted model, not a curated record. NCBI's taxonomy places the organism in Eukaryota, Metazoa, Arthropoda, Insecta, Lepidoptera, Plutellidae. Gene Ontology annotation, biological process: tRNA wobble adenosine to inosine editing. Gene Ontology annotation, cellular component: cytoplasm; nucleus.